AGCCUAUCUGAACGUUAGAAAUUUUAUUUCGCGCAUAGAAGGCUGUGAAACUGACAAAAGUGUGGCGCCAUAUUGCUUGCUUGUGUUUGAUUGCCGUUCUGGCGCGUGGUCAAGAAUAUUAUUUGUAAUAAUUAAUCAUCAUGUCUGAUAACCAGGAACAAAAACCCGAAGCCGGUCCUGGAGACGCGAAUUCAGAAUACAUCAAGCUCAAAGUCGUAGGAAACGACAGCAAUGAAAUUCACUUUAGGGUAAAGAUGACCACUCAGAUGGGCAAGCUUAAGAAAUCAUACAGCGAUCGUGUGGGUGUCCCAAUGACUUCACUCAGGUUUCUUUUUGAUGGCAAAAGGAUCAACGAUGAUGAAACACCAAAGCAGUUGGAGAUGGAGAAUGAUGAUGUUAUCGAAGUAUACCAAGAGCAAACGGGCGGUCAGUACUGAGGAAGUUGAAGAGAAGCGCCAUGUAAUUUGGUUAUAUUAUUUUUCAAAGUGAAAGUGAUUAACGUAAAAAACUGGACAAGGUUAUUAAUAUGCAUAUGUAUGUUACAAAAUCAUUAUGUAAUUUGAUCUUCACAUAGUAAUCUGGAUGUGGUGUUUUACAUUCCUCUAACGUAAAAGCAAAAGGUGGUUCAGCGGUCGAUUCUACAUGAAUUGUAUCUUGAAGCAUACAUUUUUUUAUCCGUCGCGAAUAGAGAAAAAAAAAUCAACAAAAAUUUAAUAAGAAUAAUGAAAAUCUUACAACGCCUCAGCACCGCGUACUCAGCUUUAUCAGUUGCCGCAAACAAGUAUAUUUAUAAUUUCUGAUUAUGGAACAGUGCAGGUUUUUUUUAUUUCGUUAAAAAAAAAUGUUUAGUUUUUCGUGAAAUCCCUCGAGGAAGCAACAAAGUCUAAGAAUUAAUAUUAUAUAAUUUCUUUUAAGUGUCUCAGCAAAGAGCGCAUGAUCUUCGACAAUUUCAGUACAAUUUAAUUAAAUUGUUACCUUUCAAAAUACAAUUGCAAUAAACGAUUAAAUAAUACUACAGUU
Molecule: messenger RNA, 1020 nt
Organism: Cephus cinctus (wheat stem sawfly)
Lineage: Eukaryota; Metazoa; Arthropoda; Insecta; Hymenoptera; Cephidae
Product: small ubiquitin-related modifier
Exons: 5
Coding region: 141-437 (98 amino acids)
Biological process (GO): protein sumoylation
Cellular component (GO): nucleus; PML body
Molecular function (GO): ubiquitin-like protein ligase binding; protein tag activity
Source: RefSeq, a predicted model, not a curated record